Molecule: messenger RNA, 405 nt
Organism: Porites evermanni
Lineage: Eukaryota; Metazoa; Cnidaria; Anthozoa; Scleractinia; Poritidae
Source: the annotation of a GenBank genome assembly
AUGUGUGGGAAUGCCUUGUUUGAAACUCAGAAAUUAAAAGAAGACCAUGUUCGCCAGGGGCAGUACUUCCUUGAGUACCUUAACUUUUCCUGCACUCGAACGUGCGAUAGAUGCCUUAAUGAAGGUUGGACAAGAGGUGUUUCUGUCCAACGUUCUCCAGUUGCAGCCCUAGAUGUUAGCGUGACGUCCACUGGAGACCAGAUCGACAAGUUUCUUCCAAGUGUCCAGAUACAGAAAUUAAUCAACGAGGGAAAAUUGCCCUUUUCUGAAGGAAGGUUUUUGCAAGGGUAUGUUCCCAGUACAACGUGGACGAGACUGCAUGUAAAAGCUACGUACAGCACCUUGAGUUCCUCGAUGCAAAGUAAGAGAAAGGAACACUCUUCCGCUUAUUUCUUGGACAAUUGA